This is a messenger RNA of Jatropha curcas, 1354 nucleotides long. Its product is annotated as wall-associated receptor kinase galacturonan-binding protein. The record is from RefSeq and is a predicted model, not a curated record. Gene Ontology annotation, molecular function: polysaccharide binding. Lineage: Eukaryota; Viridiplantae; Streptophyta; Magnoliopsida; Malpighiales; Euphorbiaceae.
UUAGAGAUUCCAUCUGCCUCACUCAUUAACCCUUCACUUUAUUCAUUUCAUCUUGCACCUACUAUAUCCUUAAACUGCUCACCAUUAUGGGAUAAUUAAUUGCUCAUUGAAACAUUCCAUAAAAUAUCUUUACAAUGGGUUCUCUCUUCAUCUCUUGCAAAACCAUAUCAGAAAAUAAUCUUCUGUCAUGUUUUUGUAUUUAUCAUUCUUUGUGUUUCCUGUUUGUCUUACUUACUCUACCUUUUUUUAGCCUUACAACAGCUCAAGCCAGCCAUUGCAGAACCUCUUGUGGCACUAUUCCAAUAAACUAUCCAUUUGGUAUCGAUGAUGGAUGUGGCAGCCCUUAUUAUAGACAUAUACUUGUUUGCACUGAUUCAGGAAAUCUCGAGGUUCGAACGCCUUCCGGUAGAUACCAAGUACGCAGCAUCAGCUACUCUGAUCCCCAUAUCAUAGUCACUGAUAAAUUCAUGUGGAAAUGUGAAGAUGGCAAUCAGUUUAGGGCAACUAGGCCUUUUAGCCUUGAUACAAGCACACAUUUCACACUUUCCUCUCAAAAUGAUUAUCUUUUCUUCAACUGCAGCGAAGAAAAUGUGAUUGUUGAGCCAAAGCCUAUCUUCUGCGAGCGGUUUCCUGAUCAGUGUGAUUCCACAUGUGAUAGUGCAAGUUAUCUUUGCAGGCAUUUGCCAGGAUGUGCUACUGCAUUGGGCACCAGUUCUUGCUGCUCUUAUUCCCCUAAAGCAACUGAAUCUUUACGGCUUAUGCUCAAGUAUUGUGCCAGUUAUACAAGCAUCUAUUGGAGAAACAAUGGUGCAAAUUCUCCUUAUGAUCAAGUCCCUGAAUAUGGGAUUAGGAUUGAUUUUGACAUUCCAGUGACUACGAGUUGCCUCGAGUGUCAAGACAUGACCAAAGGAGGUGGAACUUGUGGAUUUAACACACAAUCACAGAAUUUCUUGUGUAUGUGUAACGAUAGAAAUACAACCACUUAUUGCAACGAUCGAGGCACUUCUAGGCAGCACAGCAGUGCAGGAGCCAUUGCAGGCACUGUAACUGGAGUUUCAGCUGCUGGGGCCUUAGGAAUUGGUGCUGGCAUAUGGUAUUGGAAAAAGGUUAGAGCUAAAGCACCAGUAACAUGUGGGGUUCAGAGCAAUGAAAACAGGCUCUUCUGAUUAAGGAAACCCAUUAACUAAAGCAAAUGCCAAUACUUUUGUCUUUUCUUAUUUUUUGAAUUGCUUUUUUAGCUCUUUAUUAGUUAACAAGCCUCCUUAAUUAGUUAAAUAGUUAUGGUGUAAUUUCUUUACUCAUACAUUGUUCUCGUCGGGUUUAUAAUUAAUAUACGAUGUAAUUUCUUUAUUCA